AUGCUUAAGGCACUGGUGACUAAAUUGCCGCAAGAGAUUUCAGAGGAAAUAGACGCUGAGAAGCGAGCCUGCAGCCUGGUAAUCUCCGGACUUCCUGAGGCACCGGCUGAUCUGCGUCCAUCAGCGAAGCAAGGCGACCUUGAGUCUAAAGAUGAGGCUGGAAACCAGUACGUCGAUGACGCAGCCAAAGCUGAAGCUCUAGCUCAAUACUUUGCCUCUGUUUUUAUUCCGGACUCUAGUUCACUUGAUGAAGUUUCACCUUUGGCUCACGACUUAGCAUACGAGACACCUCAUGAGCAAGUACGGGGCUUCAAGAUUGUACUGAUCUCCCCAGAUCUAGUUUGA
Messenger RNA from Cooperia oncophora, 345 nucleotides. The record is from the annotation of a GenBank genome assembly. NCBI's taxonomy places the organism in Eukaryota, Metazoa, Nematoda, Chromadorea, Rhabditida, Trichostrongylidae.